AUGUUCCAACCUCAGCCGACACCAUUUGGCUCGUCGUUCUACACCCCGACAGAGUCGACAGCAACAUACGACGAUGGAGUGCCGCUCGACAUUGUUCUAAGUGCCGAGUACGCCUAUGCUCCGUCUCCUGUUGGGGCUCUGGAGCAGAACGGAGGAGGACCGCCGCAUGCCAUGCCAGGGUCGGGAUCUGGGUCUGGGUCUCAAAGCGGACCAAGUCGCGGACCUGGCCAUGGCCUGCGACAACAGCAACAACAACACAGAAUAGGAUCAGAAGAAGGUUUCGAUGGGCCGAACUCCAGGCCGGCGGCGCGUCCAACACCAGGGCGCGACCGUGUUCAUAGGGGGGGCUCAGGGGAGUUUGGUGUUGGUGGUGGGUUCGGCCUCGAGGGGCAAGUCAGGAGUCCAGUAUCAGCACGAACAGGACGGGACAACAGACGGGGGAGUGCCAGCCAUUCAGCCGACAUGGCGGGCAGCAGGUACGACCAACACCAGCAGCACACAUCACUACUUCCCGUCCUGUUCUCCUCGUCGGCGUCGCAUGGCGCCGGCGCUCCUGCUCAUUCUCCUGCCUCUGCUCCCACCACUGCUCCUGCCGCUACCGCUCUUGCUCUUGCCCCUACUUUGGCUCCUGCCUCUGUGUCUGUGUCUGCGUCUGCGGCUGCCGCCGCCGCUGCCGCCACGUCAGGUCAGUCGCAGGAACCCCACGGCCCAUUGCACCUGCCACAUCGGCCGCAGCAACAGCAAGUGCAUCCGCUUCAGCGCUUGCCCCAGCGCCUGCACCAGCAGCACCCUGGCCACAGCCUUGGUCUCAGUCAUCAGCACCCGCAUCCGCACUCGCACGCCCACCAAACGCACCAGCAGCUCCAGCUCCAUCUCCUCCAACAGCAACACAAUCACAAUCAGCAACACCCUUCGCUUGCACCAUACACCAGCAGCUAUCAGCGCAACCGAACACAAACGCAGGCCCAGGUGCAGACCCAUUCGCAGACCGACCUCCAGCACAAACUUGCUGCCAAUCCCGGCUAUAACAUCCCCAGCCCGGCCGCCUCCGCCGCCUCGUCGUGCAGCAACUCCAACAACCCGCCCUCGACCUUGUCCUCGUACAAUCCAAAUUCUAACGCCCACGCCGUUGCGACGCCCGCCUCAUCCACCACCUCUGCCUCCGCACCAAACUCCGCCUCUGUCCGUGCUCUUUCGGCCGAUAUGGCUGGCGACUCCUCGGCCGAUGCUGCCUUUCACGACGACUUGGCAGCUCAACAGAGGGCUGCUGAGAGCUACCAGCCUGACCUCCAGGGUCCUUUGAUCGGGGAUAGGCUCACCAGCAACGCCAUUACCGCCGAGUAUGCCAAAGCUGAUCCUGUCUAUGUUGAGAAGACGAUCAACCUGCCACAGACAUACUCUCAUUAUCGGCCAGUCCAAGGCGAUGGCAACUGCGGAUGGCGAGCAAUCGGCUUCAGCUAUUUUGAGCACCUCGUGUUUGCUGGCGACCCCGAUAAAUUGAGUCAAGAACUUGCCCGCCUCACCAGCCUCAACAACUACAUUGCCAAUGUCGGUGGGUACGAUUUUGAGCUCUUCGAGGACAUGGUCCAUGAAACGCUCUCUUUAAUCAAGGAUCUUGCGGAUGUUGUGACAGAUUCGGCCACCGCCAUGGCACUCCUGAUGACACGAUUCAACGACGCACAAUGCUCCAACGCUAUUGUUUACCACCUUCGUUUACUAGCCGGGUCUUGGUUGAAGGGCAAUUCAAACGAUUUCGAGCCGUUUCUUGUCGGCAGCGGCGGCCUCUUACAGUGGUGCAACGAAAACAUCGAGGUCCCUGACCGCGAAAUUGACCACAUUGGCAUCACCCUCCUCGCGAACAUCCUACUCAAACCCAUCGGCUUUGUUCUCGAGAUCACCUACCUCGAUCGCACGCCCGGCUCACAGGCCAACGUCUACCGACUGCCCGAAGAGGCCACAGGCCAGGACCCUGCCAACCUUGGGCCCAUCAUCUACCUUCUGUACCGGCCCGCGCAUUACGACAUUCUCUACCACAAAAUGUCGUCCCGAUUCCCGAACCCUGCAGCCGGUGCCCCUGCGCCUCUUGAGCUGCAGGUCAACAGGGCCAUGUCAUUUUCCCAGCAGCACGAAGUAGCAAGCGCCACACCCUCCCUGCAUAACUUCUCAACUGUCGAUUUUAGCGCACUGGCCAUGCUGCCCGGGUUCAGCGGCCCGCCUUCCGCCAUGUCUUCUUUGGCAUCACCCACGGCAGUGUCCCCGAUGCACAACGCUUACGACCCCUCGCCGCAGACUCCCUGGCUGUCGGCCCCCUUCUCGGAUUCCGCCAUGCAGCAGACCGCGCCGCCGGCCCCGUCAGCGGCCCUUGGCCUGCUGCGGACUCAACCCCGACAACCACCCCCCUCGUCAACGACAGGUAGCCAAGCCGCUCCCCCCAAGCCAAGUCAGCCUGUCGACUACCAGUUGCGGUUCAGCUCCCAAUGUUUCCACCUGAAGAACCCUCCCGCCGAGCCGACGUCGAUGCUCUCUCACAAUGGCUAUAUGGAACCAAACUUUACUACGACCAUGUUCAAGAACAGCCACUUCAACAAGGCCCACUACAAUAACCCACAAUUCCACCCUGAAGAGUGGGUGCCAGACGACGAGCCACACGACAGGAGCGUGAAUAGUAAGCGGAAGAUCCGUUCGAGGUCGGAUUAA
Molecule: messenger RNA, 2697 nt
Organism: Verticillium nonalfalfae
Lineage: Eukaryota; Fungi; Ascomycota; Sordariomycetes; Glomerellales; Plectosphaerellaceae
Exons: 4
Coding region: 1-2697 (898 amino acids)
Biological process (GO): protein K48-linked deubiquitination
Cellular component (GO): nucleus
Molecular function (GO): cysteine-type deubiquitinase activity; ubiquitin binding
Source: RefSeq, a predicted model, not a curated record